Arvicola amphibius (Eurasian water vole) is the source of this 1484-nucleotide messenger RNA. RefSeq names its product apoptosis inhibitor 5 (gene Api5). The coding region runs from base 146 to 1453 and encodes 435 amino acids. The transcript has 12 exons. The record is from RefSeq and is a predicted model, not a curated record. Gene Ontology annotation, molecular function: RNA binding. Lineage: Eukaryota; Metazoa; Chordata; Mammalia; Rodentia; Cricetidae. Gene Ontology annotation, biological process: negative regulation of apoptotic process. Gene Ontology annotation, cellular component: nucleus.
UGCUGUGCGCGGUGACUGGUGGCGGCCCCGGCGGCAGCUACCGGCGUAAUAGUGCGGUCGACGGCUUAGAUAAGUUCCGUGGAGGCGCCGGUGGCGCCGACUACGUAUUGGGCGGCGGGAGCGGGCCCGGAACUUGGCGCUCAGCAUGCCGACGGUGGAGGAGCUGUACCGUAACUACGGCAUCCUCGCCGAUGCCACGGAGCAAGUGGGCCAGCAUAAAGAUGCCUACCAAGUGAUCCUGGAUGGUGUGAAAGGCGGCACCAAGGAAAAGCGAUUAGCAGCUCAGUUUAUUCCAAAAUUCUUUAAGCAUUUCCCAGAACUGGCUGAUUCUGCGAUCAAUGCACAGUUAGACCUCUGUGAGGAUGAAGAUGUGUCAAUACGACGCCAGGCCAUUAAAGAGCUGCCUCAGUUUGCCACAGGAGAGAAUCUUCCAAGAGUAGCAGAUAUACUGACCCAGCUUCUGCAGACAGAUGACUCUGCAGAAUUUAACUUGGUGAACAAUGCGCUAUUAAGUAUAUUUAAGAUGGAUGCAAAAGGAACGUUAGGUGGCUUAUUUAGCCAGAUUCUUCAAGGAGAAGACAUUGUUAGAGAAAGAGCUAUUAAAUUCCUGUCCACAAAACUUAAGACGCUCCCAGAUGAAGUGCUAACUAAGGAAGUGGAAGAGCUCAUACUUACUGAAUCAAAAAAGGUCCUGGAAGAUGUGACUGGUGAAGAAUUUGUUCUGUUCAUGAAGAUACUGUCUGGAUUAAAAAGCUUACAGACAGUGAGUGGAAGACAGCAGCUGGUAGAGCUGGUAGCAGAACAGGCUGACCUGGAGCAGACCUUCAGCCCCUCAGAUCCUGACUGUGUGGACAGGCUCCUGCAGUGCACCCGGCAGGCCGUGCCUCUCUUCUCUAAAAAUGUCCAUUCUACAAGGUUUGUGACAUAUUUCUGUGAGCAAGUUCUCCCUAAUCUCAGUACCCUGACUACCCCAGUGGAGGGUCUUGAUAUACAGUUGGAGGUAUUAAAAUUGUUAGCCGAGAUGAGUUCGUUUUGUGGUGACAUGGAAAAACUAGAAACAAAUUUAAGAAAACUAUUUGAUAAGUUACUGGAGUAUAUGCCUCUUCCUCCAGAAGAAGCAGAAAAUGGAGAGAAUGCUGGCAAUGAAGAACCCAAGCUGCAGUUCAGUUAUGUGGAAUGUUUAUUAUACAGUUUUCACCAGUUGGGCCGAAAACUUCCAGAUUUCUUAACAGCCAAACUGAAUGCAGAAAAGCUCAAAGAUUUCAAAAUCAGGUUGCAAUACUUUGCUCGGGGCCUUCAGGUUUAUAUCAGACAACUUCGAUUGGCUCUCCAGGGUAAAACAGGCGAGGCCUUAAAAACCGAGGAGAACAAGAUAAAAGUCGUUGCCUUGAAAAUAACAAAUAAUAUCAAUGUUUUAAUCAAGGAUCUCUUCCACACAUUCCUCCUCUUAUAAGAGCACAAGUAACAUUGUCCUGGAAACUGUA